Messenger RNA from Meriones unguiculatus (Mongolian gerbil), 6458 nucleotides. RefSeq names its product anillin, actin binding protein (gene Anln). The record is from RefSeq and is a predicted model, not a curated record. Gene Ontology annotation, biological process: septin ring organization; mitotic cytokinesis; actomyosin contractile ring assembly. Gene Ontology annotation, cellular component: actomyosin contractile ring. NCBI's taxonomy places the organism in Eukaryota, Metazoa, Chordata, Mammalia, Rodentia, Muridae. The transcript has 25 exons. The coding region runs from base 189 to 3662 and encodes 1157 amino acids.
AACGGCCCCACUAGCCCACAGACCCCGGCGCCGAGGGCCGAGCCGACGGGGCGUGAGCGAGCCCGCACCCGGCCUUGCAGCCUUCUCCCCCCGGGGACCUGCGCCGAGCCCGCACUCACUUCUCUCCUGUUCCUGGGCUUCGACAACCGGACCCCCCGUCGCGCAGCACACACGCGAGGCCUGGGGCGAUGGACCCGUUUACCGAGAAGUUGCUAGAACGAACCCGUGCCAGACGAGAGAAUCUCCAGAGAAAAAUGGCGGAGAGGCCUGUGGCGGCAGCAAGGUCAGCGCAGGCGAAGCGAGGCAGAGAGCCACUUUCAGAAGCGAGUAAUCAGCAGCCGCUACCUGGGGGCGAAGAGAAAUCUUGUACAAAACCAUCACCAUCAAAAAAACGUUGUUCUGGCAAAACUGAAGUGGAGGCUUCGGACCUAGAAAAUAAAGAACCUGUUGAAUCAACUGCUGCAAAGCCGUGUUCUCCAAAGCCUGCCCCCCGUCAGGUGCAGCCCCCAGCACCCCGUCAGGUGCAGCCCCCAGCACCCCAUCAGGUGCAGCCCCCAGCUCCAGCUGCCGGCAGUGAUUCCUCGGCGGCCCCAGCCUCGCUGCCCAGCAUGGGCAGAGGGCUGAACUCAAGAUCAGAAGCAUCCGCUGCCUCAGUUAAAACCCGCAUGCAAAAACUUGCAGAGCAGCGCCGCCAUUGGGAUAGCGACAUAGCAGAUGAUGUAUCAGAAAGCUCACACUUCUCACCAAUGCCAUCUAAGGAAAAGGCUACCUCACCUUCCAAGCCACCCCUUUCAAAUGCCUCAGCUACCCCAGUUGGGAGAAGGGGCCGUCUGGCUAACCUUGCUGCUACGAUUUGCUCCUGGGAAGAUGAUGUCAGCCACUCAUCUGCAAAGCAAAAUAGUGUACAAGAGCAGCCUGGUACUGCUUGUUUAUCCAAAUCUUCCUCUGCAAGCGCAGCAUCUGCUAGCAUCAAUAGUAGCAGUGUUCAGCAGGAAGCUACAUGCUGUUCCCAAAGGGACGGCAAUGCUGCUGUCAGUAAAGCCCCAUCUUCGAGCGCUGACGACGGGUCAUCGCUUCAAGCUUCAGUGGCCAGCUCCGUGAAAACGACAUCUUCCCCUGUGAAAUCUGCUACAUUUAUCACCAGUACUAAAAACUGUGAUGUGCAAAAUCCUGAGCUACUUCACAAAACUGCUAGUCCUCUGAAAACAGAGGCACUGAAACCAAGUGAGAAGCCAACUUUAUCCCAGGCGGUUAAGCCCAAGGAAGCAGCUAACAGAGAAGUCUGUCUGCAGUCCCAACCCAAGGACAAACCUGCAACACCAGGAGGAAGAGGAAUAAAGCCUUUCCUGGAACGCUUUGGAGAACGUUGUCAAGAACACAGUAAAGAAAGUCCAGCUUAUAGAGCAUCCCAUAGAACCCCUAAUAUCACUCCAAAUACAAAGGCCAUACAGGAACGAUUAUUCAAGCAAAACACAUGUUCAUCUACUACCCAUUUAGCACAGCAGCUCAAACAGGAACGCGAAAAAGAACUCUCGUGUCUUCGUGGUCGAUUUGACAAGGGAAAUUUAUGGAGUGCAGAAAAGGAUGAAAAGUCAAGAAGCAAACAGCUAGAAACCAAGCAGGAAGUUCACUGUCAGAACACUCCCCUCAAGAAACAUCAAAUUGGUUCAAGCACCCCGUUGACUUCUGUAACAGACAAGGUGGCUGAAAAUCAACCGGCCGUGAAGAUUCCUAGCACAGAGCCUGCAGGUUCCACGGAAAGUGAAAUGACAAAGUCCAGCCCUUUGAAAAUAACAUUGUUUUUGGAAGAGGAAAAGUCCUUAAAGUUAGCAUCAGACCCAAAGGCUGAGCAGAAGACCGAAGUAGUACAUGAAAUUGAGAUGAGUGUGGAUGAUGAGGAUAUCAAUAGCUCCAAAGUCAUUAAUGACAUCUUCGGUGAUGUCCUAGAGGAAGGUGAACUGGAUGUGGAAAAGAGCGCAGAGGAGAUGGAGCAGGUGGGAGCAGAAGACAGUGAAGAGCAGGAAGAUGCACUGAACAUCUCUUCAAUGUCCUUGCUCGCCCCGUUAGCUCAGACGGUUGGUGUGGCGGGUCUAGAGAAUGUAAUUUCUUCACCUAAAUUGGAAUUGGGAGACACUAGCGCAAGUGCUGCAAGUCCCAAACCGGGGAAAUUCCAAAGAACUCGCGUCCCUCGAGCAGAAUCUGGUGAUAGCCUUAGUUCUGAGGACCGUGACCUCCUUUAUAGCAUUGAUGCAUAUAGGUCUCAGAGAUUCAAAGAGACAGAACGCCCUUCCAUAAAGCAAGUGAUUGUUCGAAAAGAAGAUGUUACUUCAAAAUUGGGUGAAAAGAAUAAUGUCUUUUCUUCUCAAGUCAAUAUCAAACAGAAAAUGCAGGAGCUCAAUAAUGACAUAAAUUUGCAGCAGACAGUGAUCUAUCAGGCCAGCCAGGCUCUGAACUGCUGUGUUGAUGAAGAGCAUGGGAAAGGGUCCCUAGAAGAAGCCGAAGCAGAAAGACUCCUUCUGAUUGCAACUGAGAAGAGAGUGCUUCUGAUUGAUGAACUGAACAAGCUGAAGGGGGAAGGCCCUCAGAGGCGACAGAAGGCUGCUGCCAUAGUGCAGAGUGGAUUUGUUCCAUCUAAAGGCUCGGUCACUUUGUCAGAAAUCUGCUUGCCUCUGAAAGCAGAUUUUGUCUGCAGCACUGCUCAGAAACCAGAUGCAUCAAAUUACUACUACCUGAUUAUGCUGAAGGCUGGAGCUGAACAGAUGGUGGCCACGCCGCUAGCAAGCGCUGCAAACUCUCUGAGUGGGGACGCGCUGACAUUUCCCACUACGUUUACUCUGCAUGAUGUUUCCAAUGACUUUGAAAUAAAUGUUGAAGUGUACAGCUUGGUACAAAAGAAAGAUUCCUCAGGCCCAGAUAAGAAGAAGAAAGCAUCCAAAUCCAAGGCUAUUACUCCAAAGAGACUCCUCACGUCUAUAACUUCAAAAAGCAGCCUUCAUUCUUCAGUUAUGGCCAGUCCAGGAGGCCUCAGUGCUGUGCGCACCAGCAACUUCACCCUGGUUGGAUCUCACACACUGUCCUUAUCUUCCGUUGGAGAAACUAAGUUUGCUUUGGACAAGAUAAAUUUUGAUGUAAGAGAGCAGGAGCUACUGGGCUAUUUGUUCCAAGAAAAGGUACCUUUCUUAUCUCCUUUGGAAGGUCACAUCUGUUUAAAAAUAAGCUGUCAAGUGAAUUCAAGUGUUGAGGAGAAAGGUUUUCUAACCAUAUUUGAAGAUGUUAGUGGCUUUGGUGCCUGGCAUCGAAGAUGGUGUGUUCUCUCUGGAAACUGUAUCUCUUACUGGACAUACCCAGAUGAUGAGAGGCGAAAGACUCCCAUAGGAAGGAUAAACCUGGCCAAUUGUAUCAGUCAUCAAAUAGAACCAGCCAACAGAGAAUUUUGUGCAAGACGCAACACUCUGGAGUUAAUUACUGUCCGACCACAAAGAGAAGACGACCGAGAGACUCUCGUGAGCCAAUGCAGGGACACGCUCUGUGUCACCAAGAACUGGCUCUCUGCAGAUACUAAAGAAGAGCGGGAUCUCUGGAUGCAGAAACUUAACCAGGUCAUUGUUGAUAUUCGCCUCUGGCAGCCUGAUGCUUGCUACAAGCCUGUCGGAAAGCCUUAAACUGAGGCAGCUCCCAUGCUGUGGAGAGGCUUGCUAGCUGUGUCAAAGGCUGUCUUAAGAAGACACUGUUAAAAGCACCAGAUUUGCGAAUUGUGUUUCAUGCUUUAAGUAUAAAGGGUUUGUGCAAAUAUUCACUACAUAGUGCGCAGUAUUUAUAUUUUUCUAUGUGAACUUCACCCAGUUCCUCUUGCAUUCAUAAGUGCUUAACAAACACUUAUGAUGUUCAUGAUAAUUGAUUUUGCUAAAUCUAAAGCUAAGAGUCAGUUAAUUCGUGGCAAAACAUAUCUAUUGUAAUCAAGUUCUGAGUUGUCUUUUGGAGCUGUGGGUUUUGAGGUAUUAAGGUCUUCUGGAGAGAACAAACAGAAACAUCUAGUUUGAGUUCUUCUCCAGCUUUGGUGGCUUUUUUAAAAAGUUGUGGUCAUUGAUGGCUCUUAAUAUGGCGUGUGGCUGGAGUACUGAAUGCAGAGAUGAGAAAAGACAACAAAAGCUUGUUAGUUUAAUAUGAACUUGAGGCUGCUUUCUGAAGAGACGUGGAUGUGGUGACACUAUGUGGCAUUUGGGGCUAAAAUAUUUUAUAUAGAAGCAUUAAGAGUCACAUGGCUUGCUUUCACUCCGUUUCUAUGGAUGCCAUGUGGUGCACAUUUCCACAGUAAUGGGCUUUAGUAAAUAGUCAUUUUUCCAUAUAGCUUAGAGAUUUCUCAUUGACCUAGUAUUUUUCUCUUAUAAUAAGAACAAAUGUAAACUGAAGAACAUUUACAUAAGAUUUACAAUUUUGCCAAGCUGCUGUGGACUGUUACUUUGCUUGCCAAAGUUCUUAUCUGUUUUUUUUUCUUGUCCAUAUAUGACAAUUUCUAGAAAUCUGUUUUGAGAUCACUGAAAAAAUAGUAAGCCAUGUAUUACCUUUAAAAGCCCGAUAUCUUCUUGCAAUUUAGAAUUAUUUAAAUUCAUGGCUUUAAUUUUUAAAUAGAGUUUGAAUUUCUUCUGUAUUAAUUAUUGAUGUUUUCAUUUAUAAACACUAAAUUCUAUCACAUGCCAUUAUAUUUCUUACUCAUUUAAAUGUAGUUUUUCUUAUGUAUAUUAUAAAAAUAUUUUAUGACCUCCUUCAUAAAUAAAUAAUUUAAAUUGUCCAAAGAAUCAGCUAUUUAGGAACUGCUGUGUGUGAUAUGAUCACUGUGUAUGCCUUGGUUGUGCUUGGGACACUGUUGACAGUGCCCCGUGUGCAUUGUCACCUCUGGCCUGGUCUUCGACUGCUCUGGGUUCUUGUUGAGUGAGCAGGCGUGUGAAGGGCCAUCGCUGGGUGUUCAGCAGGGUGUGGUGGUAUUCCAUACCCAGUGCUUAGUGGACCCUGAGUGAGCAGCAGCGAGAACAGGGGCAAGUUGACUGGGUAGUUUGCAGGCCAAGGGGAGGCUCACCUUUAUCUUCAAGGAGCCAUCUAGGAGUGGCACAAAAACUCAAGAGCACAAACAAGUUUUUUUUGUUCUCAGACUGCUUUUUUCAUUUCUUAGUUACAUAUAUGUAUAUCACUUACAAAUAUAUAGUUUUCCGUAUGUAAGUGUUCCAUACAUACUAUUUGUUAUAAUAUAUAAAAAAAAAGACCACAUCUUAAAGCUCAUUUCAUUUUAGUGUGUGUGUGCUUUUAUAUAUAAAGUUUAAGGUAUAUGUUGGUUACUUUUCAUGGUUAAUGAAACAAUCUAGAAUCACCUUAAUAGGGAGUCUUCCUGAGGGAUUGUCCAGGUGAGGUUGGCCUGUGUGCAUUUCUGUGGGGGACAUCAUUUGUGUGUGUGUGUGUGUGUGUGUGUGUACAUGUGGAUGUAUGUGGAUCCUCUGCAGCUGUAGUUACAGGCAGGAGUGAGCUGCCACACAUGGGUGCUGAGAAUCAAAUUUGGGUCACGUGCAAGAACAGCGAGCAUUCUUAACUACUGUGCCAGCUCUUUAGCCCCAUGAGUGUGGUUCUUAACUCGGAUUAGUUCAAGUGGAGAGACCCACCCUGAAUGAGGGCCAGCACCAUUUCAUGUCCUGGGCCCGGGCUGAAUAAGAAAGAGCUGAGCUGUGGCAUGCAAGAACAUUUCAUUGUUUCUGUUCUUGACUGACUGGCUUCUUCAAGUUCUUCAAGCCGCCUUGGCUUCCUGGCAGUGAUGGACCGGGAUUGUGAUCCAAUAAACUCUUUCUUGCUGGGGUUGCCUCUGUCGGUGUUUUAUCACAGCGACAGGAAACAGAAUCAAAACAAGGUGACUGUGGAACGUAAGUUGGAAACACCAGCAGACGGGAGAAUAUGACCGAUGACCCACUCUUCUGCCAGAGGGGCUUUGUGAAGCCGUUCAACAGAUAAGAGCAUUCUGGAAGUAUAAUAUGGAAAGAGAAGGUAUAAAAAACAAAAAACACUGUUCUUCGGGUGAAGCAUGAAGUCUAGAAGACAAAAAGUACUUUAAGGUCCUGACUAAAGCGCCAAGGAAGACUGAUGGGAAGAAAUCCCCAAGGCAGCCAACUAAAUAAAUGGUUCAGACAAAAGGCUAUUACAGUGACAGCCACAGAGGGAAAAUUGAUUGAUUUGAUUGCAUUACUAAGAUACAUUUCUGGGAAGUAGUGGAAAGGUAACAAGAUUUAAUAACAAAUGUGUGUGUUUGUGUGUACAGAUGUGAAAGAGGCCAUGUAUGAAAAUAUAAUGAAACUCAUUAUGUAUAUGUUAACAUAUGCUAAUAAUAUAUUUUAAAACUCUUUUCUUAUAAAUAUCUGUAGAUAAAGGUAAACACAAAAGGUGAAUAUGCAUGAUAUAAUAAAAGACUGCAAACUAUAAAA